AUGUUGAACGAAUGGUCGCAUCGGCGAAAAGAAGUAAAAGUAAAGAGGUUUCAGUGGAGCCAACCGCCGCGGUCUGCCCACCCAGUCGGCAGGCUACAGAGCUGUAAUGCCGUUUGCUUGCGAUCGUUGGCGAAUACCGCCAAUUCUUCAACGAGGCUCUUUCCUAUACUAAACGUCGUUAAAGCUUACACGUUGAUACAGAACUCUAUACCUUCUCCCUUAGACUUAAAGGACCCGGACCCUCGACUACAUAGAGGUACUUUCAACUGGGUGGGAUCGAGACCCGCCUCUGCGCUUAUUGGUUGCCGCCGGCCGGGCUGGAGAACCCCAAUCGCUAUUCGCUCUCCCUCGCCCCACCGCCAUCAACCACGUGCACUAGGCUUUAUCAUUCGCGCCAUCACACCAUUUCAUUUAGUCGCUCACCUGACACGACGCGUGCGACAUCAAUUUUGGGGAUGUCAAUGGCGAUCGGUGGUUAUGGAUUACACUAAGAUUCCGUACUUCGCGACAUUUAGACAAGCCGGUACUGUGAUAAUUAGAUUAAAGAUGGAUGCGUCCGACAGCUGUUGUAGCGGCCCCUCGCGGGUCCCGAUCUAUCCAGGUCCCGUGUUUAGACCGACAGAUUGUGAACAAUGCUCUAGGACCAGAUCAUAUAGCAGAUAUAGUGACUGUGAUAGUGAAUUAGUGGACAGAUGCCGACCUUACAGAUCGAGUGUCGCCAGAAGCAGAUACGUCAACGUCUGUGCAGCAGUUUGCCUUGUUCUUCUUGUUGGAGGGCUCUCGCCACAAUCAACAGCAGCACCUCAUAAACGUAAUAUGGACAGACAAAGGAGAUCAUCCACGGAAGAGAAUAUCAUCUGGGGCAACCCGUGUGAUUACGGCGCCAAUACCAAGCCGUCAAAAUACUCAGCGAAACUCGCAAAAGAUGUAGCGUCGCAAGCGCGGAAUGCUCUCGAAUUAACGUCGAAGUACAAAGACAAAUUCGCAACACUUCACAGUUACCCAACUUUUGAGGCGUUGCUUAAGGAAUGGAGUGGGACUGAUUGGCUUCGGAACUUCAACUGGUUAGAUAAAGAAGUCAAAGAUGGCCUUCCUAGGGACAACGUCGUCUACCAGCCCAUGACUGAGGAGUACAUGGACAACUUAAUGAACAAUAUUGACAGCCAUUUGCCGUCAAUGUACAAGGGCUUGAAAAUGGUGGUCGCGGGCCUGUUCUCCAUCAGUAAGGACGGGCUAAACGACGACAUCUUGUCCGACGCGAGCCUCAAGCAGAACAUCACAGAAUCCAUGCACAAUGUGAGGGCAGUGCUGUGUUUGUUCAAUGAUAUCAUGAGGUCGCGUAAGCUGGAAAUAUCUCCGCUUCCAGACUCGGAACUUCCAGAUAUAAAAGAUGACAAAAUCGUCUACGCUCUACUAGUAUACAGGGAUACGCUUAACUACUUAGAAUACCUAGCCCAGGUCUUCCAGAAGAUGUACGAUGUGGAUUCGCAGAACGCAUAG
Leptosia nina is the source of this 1500-nucleotide messenger RNA. The record is from the annotation of a GenBank genome assembly. Lineage: Eukaryota; Metazoa; Arthropoda; Insecta; Lepidoptera; Pieridae.